Molecule: messenger RNA, 4059 nt
Organism: Xenia sp. Carnegie-2017
Lineage: Eukaryota; Metazoa; Cnidaria; Anthozoa; Malacalcyonacea; Xeniidae
Product: WD repeat-containing protein 35-like
Exons: 41
Coding region: 281-3829 (1182 amino acids)
Biological process (GO): intraciliary retrograde transport; non-motile cilium assembly; protein localization to cilium
Cellular component (GO): intraciliary transport particle A; non-motile cilium
Molecular function (GO): protein binding
Source: RefSeq, a predicted model, not a curated record
AGAAUAGAUAUACGAAGGAAGAGAGAAUGAAUAAUUUUCUUCCAUCUAUUUUCUGGCCAUGUAAUGGGGAGUUCAUGCAGAAAUGAGCAUUUAAUUUUUACGAGAAUGCUUACACUGAUCUUUGUACCACAAUGACUUGACCAGGACUGUUAUAACAAAGAUGGCGCUGUUUCCCAAGGCGACAGUAAACAACAUCAUUACAUGUACACAAUAGUCUUUGAAAGAGUUUCAACUCUUUUAAAUACUCAAGAAUUUUUUCUAAUAGGAGUUUUCUUUAAAAAUGUUUAUUUAUUUAAGUAAGAAGAUUGCAAUUCCAAACAAUACAAAACUACAUUGUCUUUCAUGGAAUACCAGUCAUGGAUAUGUUGCUUGUGGAGGCGAAGAUGGUCUUUUGAAGUUGUUGAAAUUGGACAUACAGCAAGAUAAAAAUAGCAAAUUCAAAGGUUUGGCAGCACCAAGUAACCUCUCAAUGAACCAAACAUUAGAAGGACAUACUGGAUCUGUUCAAGUUGUAACAUGGAACAAUUAUCAUCAAAAGUUAACAAGCAGUGAUCAAUAUGGAAUGAUAAUUGUCUGGAUUCUCUAUAAAGGUGCAUGGUAUGAAGAGAUGAUUAAUAAUCGUAACAAAAGUGUUGUUAAAGAUAUGAAGUGGAAUGCUGAUGGUCAAAAAAUUUGUAUCAUCUAUGAAGAUGGUGCUGUCAUUGUUGGUUCAGUUGAUGGAAACAGAAUUUGGGGAAAGGAAAUCAAACUACAACUUUCUAGUGUUGAAUGGUCAUCUGAUGGUAGAAGCAUCUUGUUUGGCACAACAAGUGGAGAAGUUCAAGUAUAUGAUUCCCAAGGAAACUAUUGUACAAAAAUCGUGAUACAAUGCUUGAUGAAUGUGACUGGUGCUGCUAGAAUAGUUGGAAUUGUUUGGUAUCAUGGUAAUGAAGGCUACAUCCAACAGAAUUGUCCCGUUUUGGCUAUCUGUUUCGAUAUUGGUAGGAUGCAGAUAAUGAAAAAUGAGAUGGAUGACACUCCAGUCCUUGUCGACACGGACAUGACAGUACAGGGGAUUGAUUGGAAUACGACAGGAUCAAUAUUAGCUGUAGCAGGAUCACAAAAACUUACUCAACAGGACAGAGAAGUGAACGUUGUCCAGUUUUACAACCCUUUUGGUGAGCAUCUACGUACAUUAAAAGUUCCUGGUAAAGACCUGACUGCAUGUUCUUGGGAAGGUGGAGGACUGAGGAUAGCUUUGGCUGUCGACUCCUUUAUAUAUUUCGCCAUUAUACGUCCCGACUAUAUGUGGGGCUAUAUGACAAACACUGUUGUGUAUGCUUUCACCAAACCUGAUCGUGUGGAGCAUUGUGUGAUGUUUUGGGAUAUUAAGAAUCACGAGCAUUAUGUGAAAUAUGUCAAGAACCUUCUUUCAAUAACUGCGUGUGGCGAUCACUGUAUCUUAGCAACGAAAAGUUUGGAGACCAAGGACCAAUACGUUCUUGUUCUCUGUAAUGCUAUUGGCACUCCAUUAGAUGCAAGAUAUAUUGAUAUUGAACCACAAUUCAUGGCAAUGAGCAAGACGUUUGUGUUCGCUGCAUCGCAACAAGCGUUUAUUUCUUGGCAAUAUAAAACUCCUAAAAAACUGACCUCCCUUGACAUCAAUAGCAGUGCAUUGCGAAAGGAGAAUACGACGAAGGAAAAAAUGUUUCAUAUUGACGAUGUGCCCUCCGGCGCUGGUGAAGGGAUAAAACAUUUAAAAAAUGCUUUUCAGCCUACACGAGAACCAAUUUGCUGUAUGUGUACUACAGAGAAAACGCUUUUGAUUGCUCGCGAGUCAGGGACAUUACAUCGAUACUCACUUCCAAAACACGCUUUAGAGAUGAAAUACUUACUCAACUGUCGUCCACAUAAAAUUUCUCUCAAUUCAAAUUCCAGUCGAGUUGCUAUUCUUGAUAUAACAGGAGUGAUAACAUUCUUUGAUUUGGAUGCAAAGCGGACGGACGAAAGCGGAAACCCUCAACGCGGGGAGCACUUAAAGUUCGAGCGCAAAGACAGCUGGGAUAUGAAAUGGGCUUCAGAUAACUCGGAAUUAUUCUGCAUGAUGGAAAAAACAAGAAUGUAUGUUUUCAGAAAUCUUGAUCCUGAGGAACCAAUCUUAAGUUCGGGAUACAUUUGUGAAUUUAGCGAUUUGGAAAUCAAAUCUGUGCUUUUGGAUGAGAUCAUGAAAGAUCCUGAGAAUCCACCUAAAGACUGUAUUAUUGAUUUGGAAGUUAAGUCUUUACGUGACGCUCGUGAUUUGCUGGAGAAAGUAAGCAUUAAUGAUGCCCAUCAUUUUAUUGAAGACAAUCCUCAUCCUAGAUUAUGGCGUCUUCUUGCCGAGGCAGCGUUGGAACGUCUUUCAUUGGAAAUGGCAGAGAAAGCAUUUGUAAAAUGUCAAGAUUACCAUGGAAUAAAAUUUGUCAAAAGACUUGCGAAACUUGAUAGCGAUAUGAAAAGACAGGCAGAGGUGUGCGCAUAUUUUCAGAGAUUCGAGGAGGCCGAAAAGCUUUAUCUUGACAUGGAUCGAAGAGAUUUAGCUGUUGAUCUUCGAAUCAAACUUGGAGAUUGCUUUCGUGUUGUUCAAUUGCUCAAGUCUGGAGAUGGAACAGGUGAAGAUGCUCUGUUGGAACAAGCGUGGAACGCCAUUGGUGAUUAUUGUGCAGAAAGAAUGCGUUGGCAACAGGCGAUUACUUACUAUCAACAAGGACAAAAUCAAGAGAAAUUAAUGGAGUGUUAUUACAUGCUGGAAGAGUAUGACGGUUUGGAAAAGAUUGUGAAUUCUUUACCUGAAAAUCAUCGUUUAUUACCGGAAAUUGGGGCCAUCUUUCAAAAUGUUGGAAUUAGUGAUAAAGCUGUGGCGGCUUUCUUGAAGUGUAGUCGUGUUAAAGACGCCAUCGACUGUUGCAUUGAACUAAACCAAUGGGACAAAGCUAUUUAUCUUGCAAAACAGCACAAUAUUAAAGACGUUGAUGGUCUUCUAGCUAAAUAUGCUUCUUAUUUGUUGGAGAAAAAUAAAACCUUGGAAGCCAUUGAACUCUAUCGGAAGGCCGGUCAUUAUAUUUCUGCAGCGAAACUUCUAUUUAAGACGGCAAAAGAAACAGCUGAUCCAAUCCAUAAUCCUUUGCGAUCGAAAAAGUUAUUCGUGUUGGGAGCAUUAUUGAUUGAAAAAUAUCACGAACAGGCUAAAAUAUCAAGUUUAAACAGUGGAAAGAGUACAAAAGAGGCGACCACUGCACUUGCUGGUCUACUGGAAGAUGAUAUAGCUUCAAGUGAAGAUAGUCAAAUCGUGGACAAAGCCUGGAGAGGAGCCGAGGCCUAUCAUUUUCUUGUUCUUUCUCAGAAACAACUUUACAAUGGUUAUAUUGACGCCGCAAUGACAACGGUUAUGCAUUUGCGUGAUUACGAAGAUAUUCUUGAUCCAAUCAUCAUUUACUCUCUACUUGCCUUAGUUUCUUCGAACAACAGAUGUUUUGGAAUAUGUUCAAAGGCAUUUAUUAAACUGGAAUCGAUCGAAAACCUUCCCAAAGAACAAAAAGAUGCAUUUGAGAAAUUGGCCUUAGAUAUUUUCACGAGGAAUCCUCCAAAAGAUAAUCGCAUAAAUACAGUUGAAUGUCCCAGCUGUGAAACACCAAUACCGGAUUUGUGCAAACGUUGUCCACAGUGUGAGACCCAGUUCCCAACAUGCAUUGUUACUGGACGUCCGCUUAUGGACUAUCAAUUUUGGAUAUGCAACACAUGCAAACAUCGUGCAUACGAAAAGGAAAUUCGAGCGUUGGCAACGUGUCCUCUCUGUCACACCAUCAUCUAACAAACUGACAAUAGAAGUCGUGCGAUUCGUGUUAUGGUGGUUAUCGUUCAUGGCGAGGAAUUUCAAUUUUUUUAAAUAAUGCAAAUAUCAAGUUAUUUCAUACCUUAUAAACUUUAUGUAAUUAGCUGUUUAGUGUAUUUACCUUUUCACGUAGUCAAAUACGCGAAAUAAGUAGGAUUUUAACAACCGAACUAUCGUCUGCAUCUACAAACAUAAUAUAACCUACAACA